AUGUCAGCUGCGGCCAAGAAGCUUAUAGUCUGCGGAGGCAAUGGCUUCUUAGGGUCCCGGAUCUGCAAAUAUGCCGUGGCUAGAGGUUGGGACGUUACAUCAGUCAGCCGCUCAGGUGAGCCACGAUGGGAAAAUGUCACAUCCACCGCAACUCCUCCACCAUGGGCUCACAAGGUCUCAUGGGAGCGAGCCAACAUCCUUGAGCCUUCAACUUAUGCGCCCUUGCUCAAGGGUUCCGACUACGUCGUUCACAGCAUGGGUAUUCUGUUAGAAGCUGACUACAAGGGCGUCGUCUCCGGUCGAGAAUCUCCCAUUGCAGGACUUCAAAAAGCAUUUGCUUCAGUGCGAGAUCGAGGCGUUGACCCCAUCCACAGCCAGCCCGGAGAGAGCAUCAAGCCCUCCAAUACCAAGGAUCAACUAUCGUAUGAAGUCAUGAACAGAGACAGCGCAAUCGCACUUGCGAAACAUGCCGCUGCCGAGAACACCGGCGCUUUCUGUUUCAUCUCUGCUGCAGCUGGAGCGCCGGUCCUUCCUCAUCGAUACAUUUCUACCAAAAGAGAGGCCGAAGCUGCUAUAACAAGCAACUUUCCUCAAAUGCGUGGCAUCUACAUGCGGCCGCCGUUCAUGUAUGAUAGCUCACGCAAGAUGACCAUGGGCCUCGCUGCGGCAGCUGGUGCCGCAUCCUUCUUCAACAGCCUGACAGGCAACGUCUUGAAGAACUUCAUGGGGGCAGCAGGGACAAAACCUCUUCAAGUUGAUACAGUAGCAGAGGCUGUGGUCGAGGCGCUCGCGGAUGAGACAAUCAAGGGUCCCGUGGAGCUUGAGCGGAUUGAAGAACUCGCGUCCAAGGGGUGGAGGAAGACGAUGCUAUGA
Trichoderma gamsii is the source of this 873-nucleotide messenger RNA. RefSeq lists its product as hypothetical. Gene Ontology annotation, cellular component: mitochondrion. The record is from RefSeq and is a predicted model, not a curated record. Bases 1 to 873 code for a protein of 290 amino acids. NCBI's taxonomy places the organism in Eukaryota, Fungi, Ascomycota, Sordariomycetes, Hypocreales, Hypocreaceae. The transcript is spliced from 2 exons. Gene Ontology annotation, molecular function: protein-containing complex binding.